ACAGGAACGCAAAAACAAGAUUUCUAUUAUUCACACAACGACCAAGGCAAAAGUAAGAAGGAAAUAGUUGUCCCAUGCCCAGGCUGAUAUUUACUUACGCUCUCUCCACAGUGUUGCAGCCAAAUUUGAGGUGAAAUUCUCCUCCUGAGAUCUGGUCGUAUCGCUCCUCUGCGGCUGUCCCUAGCCAUCACCGUACAACACGCCUAAAACGUCGUCCACUUACUCCGUGCUGAUACUCCAGCUAUCAACACUAUCACCACCACAACCAACCACCGCCAUCACCAACAACACCAAUAGGGGCUGGCCUAUUUAGCAGAAACACCAGUCUCCUCGCCCACUCGAUCCACGGUGGUGCGACCAGCACGGCAUCCACCGUUUUCCAUCUCGCCCACUGACGAACGGCGAGCACACAGACUCCAAUGCCCCCGAUAUUCUCUCCUUCUGCCUCCGCUAGUGAGUCUGCUUCAGCAUCAACAUCAACGGCAUCAGCCACAGCUACAACUCCUACGACCAAUACAACCAAUACAUCCCCCAUAUCCGUCCCUAGCACGCGCCGAUCAACCAGUCAAGUUGCACAAUCUCUCGCCUCCUGGUCCGACACAACAUCGACAUCAAUCUCACCCGCAUCCCCUUCUCCUAUAUCCUCGCCUACGCCUACACCAUCCUCCGCCGACAACAGCCAUAAAAAUAACGACAGUAAUACCAUUUCUCAUAGAAACGAAUCCCUAUCCCCGUCUCCUGCAGCGCAGAAACAGCGCUCCUCCUUUCUACGUCGUCUCUCUCCCGGCCUAGCUGCCAGAGUCAAGCUGCUGGACGGCUCGUCCAAACAAACAUCGACGGCCCCGACAAGGAGCAGCAGCGUGAUUGGCAGGAUCCCCGAAGACCAUCUCAAAGAGUUGGAUAGUGCACACAGGGACCUCUCAAUAAAAGUACUACGACGCGGCCGAGCUUGGAGUGGUGGACGCCGUGUAUUGCUCACGCCGGAACCGGCCUCCUCCCCCAGCGAGCUGGAAUCAGGGAGGCUGAAGGGACACGAUACUACAACUACGGAGACUACCAGCCCCGAAGCAGACGUCGGGGUCUCAGAUCCUUCUGAGUCGUUAUCGACUGCUCAAGAGGGACAACCAUUAGCAGAUAUGUCGACUCUGCAGGGUGUACAAACCACGGUACAGGACGUUGGAGCUUCCCACGGUUCAGAUCCCAAUUCCUCCACGGGCACAACGGACUUGGAAAGGUAUCUUCGCUCAAGCACGCAGUCCGAAGAAGGUGCACCCCCUCCGCCGCCAAAGGACUCCCCCCCUGUACCAGCUAAUGGCUCGAGUACCAAUGUAGAGUCGUAUUUCAAUCCUCUGGGCCUGUCACGCACUGAAUCUAUUUACUCCUUUUCCAGAGCAUCAUUCAGCAAUCAACUGUCUCAAUUAACUUCCAUCAGUUUACCUCAACCCGCGUCCCUCGAAGCGAGCAUUAAAUCCAUCGCUACCGCGCCUGCUGCCGUGCGAGCGUUGUCGGGAGCCGCGAGUCAAAUACAACAAUGGAUAAACAAAGCUUCGGAUGUCUUGAGUGGGCUGGACGCUGAGGAUGAUGUUGAAUGGGCGGCUGCUGGCGGCAGAGAAGGACUGGAAGAUGUCGACAAAGCGGUGACAAAGUUUGAGAGCCUGGUGAAUGUCUACGUCAAAGCUAUCGAAGAGGUACAGCUACGCGAUGAUAUUUCAGAUGUCGGACCCGAGCCGCUCCAAGCCAUCGUUGUUCAGGUGGAAUCAACUCUGAAGAACUGGAAGGGCGUUAGAUCACAGCUGAGAGGUGUUAAGGAGCAGGUUGAGCUUGCCAUGGAGUGGGAGGAGCUAUGGACGAACGUUCUUGGCGAUGUGGGCAUGGAAAUGGAUAACUUAAGUCGGCUGAUAUUCGAGAUGGAGGAGAAAAGACACAACACAAUGAUCAUGGAAUCGGAGACAGAACAUAGCAACGGACUUGACCUCGACGAGCUAGAGACAAUUGUUGAAGAGUCCCCCGCCAAUGGGGGUACGCCAUCCUCUUUACGACAUAGACAUGUCCCUCCCGCCCAACAGGAACCCUCCACCGUCCAGAAUACCCAGGAUGACUCUAACUUACUAGCUUUGUUUGCGCGGAUGCAACCCCUUCGAGCAUCGCUGGACUUCCUCCCUAUGCGACUUUCAAUGUUUCAAUCUCGAGCGGAGAAAAUAUUUCCAAGUGCCUGUGAGGAAUUAGAGGAUCGGCGAGAACGUUUGGAAAAGGGUUAUAAAAAGUUGGAAACGGAUGCGGAAGCGUUACGGCGCGAAUUGGGCGAGGAUAGAUGGGUUUUGGUUUUCAGGGAUGUUGGCAAGAAGGCACAUAAAAUGUUCGUGUCGCUUGAACGAAGUGUCGAUAAACUCCAGGAAGCGAUUGAUUCGGGUCUCCACCACGCUGGUUCCAUGGCAUUGUCGAAGAGGAUCGAGAGCUUUGGCCAUAAAAAACUCCAUAUUGGCGAUGCCAUCAACCGCGUGUUGGCAAUCAUACAGAAGGGUAUUAACGAUAGAUUGACGGUCAAUGGGGAAAUUAUUAGAUUGCUUGCAGAUCUAAAAACAAGGUGGGAAGCGAUGCAAGACAAGAUUCGCGCCAUGGAUAUGCUCCUGGAGGACCUCAAUGUUGCCAGAAGCCAACAGUUACGGGACUCGAUAUCCAGCAUCGUCACGCUUGAUAGUCCUGCUAACAGAAGUGCCAUUGAUACUCCUGAUAGCUCCCCUGCUUCUUCAGUGGUCAUGUCGAGUGCCAAUGGAGCCAACAGCGGGGUAGCAUCAAGCAUCAAUGGAUCGAGUAGAAGAGGAAGCUCUACCGGUAACGCCACCACAAAGGCCACUGCAACAAAAUUGAAGCGCUAUUCCGGGCUGCCUCAAGCCUCCUCCGCCCCUCGCCGCUCCUCCAUCCCCCGCACCACCUCCAGCUCGAGCCACCUCACACCACCAUCCCCACGACUCUCCACAUUAUCUCCUUCACCCUCCACCCCUCGCCCUGGAUCCCGAAAUUCCUUUGGAAAACCCAACCCUACAUGUACCAAGCCGCGCUGGAACAAUAGCCCUAACACGAAUGACCUUGUAGUGGGUCACAACUUUAAACCACUUAGCCUCACCACGCCAUCCCCGCACCGCAAGCUCACUAUCCCCACAAGUUCCCGCUUCUCCCUCCCCAUCCCUAGCCCACUCAGCCGCGAGUCAUCCGCCUCUCCCGCCCCUUCUUCCUACCGCCCCUCAAGCCGACUCACAGGCAGCCGCCUCACUUCUCCCGCCCCAGACCGUGGAGGCGCGUCACCCACCCCCACACGCUUCCGCUUCAACGACCCACCCCCUUACAGCAAACUCUUCAAGGAUCCGUCCUCUGCCUUGCCCAGCCCUUCCCCUUUACUAGCUACCACGCCCCGCAGCCGACAAAGCUACGCUGGCCAACCCAGUGUGCGAGCGGUAUCGACAAAUGUGGGCAAUACUAUGAGUAACGGUGGUGGUGAUAAUGGCGCGAAGAAAGCAGUGACCCGGCCCGGAACGGCAUUGGGCCAUUCGGGUAGACGUAUUAGUAUGCUGCCGCAACCACGCGCAACACGGUCGGGGAGGGACAGCGUCGCGCUGUCUUCGAAGGGUUUAGAUGAACGGCCACCAUGGAGGUAAGCGCAGGGAUUCUUUGGGGGAUGCUUAGCUACGGUUUUGUGGGGUGUUCACGUAACCAGUUUGGUAUAAGAAUGAAUUGGGGGUUCUAUAAAUGUCGCUGUGUAUUUGUUGGGUAUCAGUUGAAAGUUGAAAGCUGGCUCAUUUUAGAUAUAUUUGUCUUCACCGUCAUCUUAGUUUUCUCUUUCUCUUUCUCUUCUUCUCUCUUCUAUUCUAUCAGAUCUGUCCCCUUUAAGCCUCUUUGGUUUUUGUUUUCUUUUAAUUACCCAUCUGCGUCCAUUAUUGCUGUAUAUUCUGUCCCAUUUGGGCGUGCCCUAUUUACCUUGCCCCCACUGCCUCUCACACCAUCAGCCAUUCAUAUGCUCCUCCUGUGUUUAGUUCUUGUUUCCGCAGCGCUUCUUAUGUCUGGAUAUUACACGUGGAUGGAGACACUAUAUUCCCCCUUUUUUUUAUCCCUCGCACGGUCGGCGCAAUUUUCUCCCUAUAUAAUCCAUCGACAUACCACCACCACCUUAGGUUCUCACAAUUCGCUUUCUUGCCUCUUGUUUAUUAAUCUUACUUUUAGUUCAUCCCAUUUACAAAUACCGCUUUAGCUUUCAGCUCCUCUCCUCCCUUCCAAUUUGUUUCUUUUUUCUUUCUUUCUUUUUUGUAUAUUGAUUCUUUUUCAUCUUACUCUGAAAAUCCUAAACACUUUUGAGCAUCUUCCGUUUUCCCGCCAUCUCCUCUGAUACCUCCACUCUUCCUCCCCUUACAACACUUGAGCUACUCUGAAUAUCAUGCUUUGAAGCCAUUGAAUAACAGCGGAAUUUACGACAUGAGGGACAAUAGCGAAACCCCCAAGAACAAGAACAAGAAGCAACGACUCCCCUCCCCGAUUUCUCUUAUCCACCCUGUCAACUAUUGUUUUAGCUAGGAUUGCAAAAUUUUCAAGCGCCUUUUUUUUUUUUUUUUUUUUUUUUUUUUUUUUUUUUUUUUUAUUGUUAUUAUUUGCCUUAAUUUAAUUGCCCUUCUUCUGGAUAUCUACUUAGGCAGUUUCGACGAGUUGUCUUCCUGCCUAUCCUUUGCUAUAACUAUACCAACUGCAUGUUUCCUGCUGUUUUCCCCCUUUUCUUUUCUUUCUCCUAGCAAAUAUGGCUGUACACCGUGUUUUGUGUUUUAUCCUCGUUUACCCCCAAUCAUCCCAAGAGCGCUCAUCCUCUCCCACGCGAAAACGACCUGCCCGCGCUUCUUCCCCUCUGAUGCCCGACCCUUUACCUUUUCCCUAAGCACAUUAUUUGUUUGUAUUUACUCUAAAGUAUAUAUAUAUAUAUAUAUAUAUAUAACUUGUCUUUUUAAGGGUCUAUUUCGACAACCGGGUUGCUUGGAUGUGCCAUUCUUCGAUUUAGGUGGCACACUACAGACAGACCAUGGUCUCACUCACAACUAUAGCCUUACGCCCUCAAAACAACUUCCCCUCCAACCUCCAAAUCUCUAACAUCACAUACAAACCCCAUCCCUUCUCAUAAAUAUCCCCGAUCAUUCCUCUUUCACUCUUGAGAAAACUUCAUGAUAACGCCGCCACUAAUGUUCUCCUCAUCAUGCGCACCAAUCCAGCAUUCCGCUCUCAGUUUCUUCGCUAACGGCACACCAGCGCGGCUUGCGCCGGCGAUGAUAUUUCCGCCUAGGUACCAUGAGCUCUGCACACUUGGGAAAGAGUAGAUUAGCAGUGUGAGCGCACGAGAGUUGGAGUCCAUAUGUAGAUGUUUCGAGGCGUCUUCGUCCAGCGAAGUAUUUUAAGGGAUGCCGUGGGGACUGUAUACAAUAGAUAUGACUCCCUCCCGCACGAGAGAGGGUUGGUAUUGAGUUUCGGGGCGAGCUGUUGGGACUGGGGCUGGGCCUGUUGGCUUGGGAGUGACCGUGGCUUGGGAUAGAGGUGUUGAGGCGGGACCAGAGGACAGUCCCGCUGUGGGGUGUCUGGUACGUUAUCCCAAUAGCAUUAUGUACGCCGGCCAAGUCACCCGUGUCGGCAGCAAUGCGACUGUGACUUCGCCUGCCACACCCGAUUCCGUUAACGGCUCGAUCCGGAAACCGAAGCACGGACUGCGGUCGCUUGGAAUUGUACUCGGGAAUAGAUACGAUUUUGGUAUGAUGGAAAUGUCUAAAUUUUCGAACGGCAUUUUGCCGCCUCGGGCUCAGCGACGGCAGUCGUCCUAGGGAGAGUUCCUGGGGAUUUGACGUAGGGUAGGUAGGUUUGUUGCAAUGUUUAAGGCCGGAGGGGCUGGCAAAGUCAAGUACGGACAUGCUGACUUUGUAGUUCCCCGCACACGGUUUCGUUAAUAUCACCAACAGUACGAUAGUCGUAGGUCUUCAAAUAUGUCAACCAGUCAAAACGCGGAGCUAGCCUAGGCGUGUUCAUACCAAAGCACCCCAAAGACAUUAAAAGUGUUGAUUGGUAAGGAGGACUUAAGCAAAACAGCUCAAGUCUUAAUUCAAGGAUCAUUUAAAA
Messenger RNA from Blastomyces dermatitidis ER-3, 6135 nucleotides. RefSeq lists its product as uncharacterized. Gene Ontology annotation, biological process: establishment of spindle localization; nuclear migration along microtubule; mitotic spindle orientation checkpoint signaling. The transcript has a single exon. NCBI's taxonomy places the organism in Eukaryota, Fungi, Ascomycota, Eurotiomycetes, Onygenales, Ajellomycetaceae. The record is from RefSeq and is a predicted model, not a curated record. Gene Ontology annotation, cellular component: spindle pole body; cell cortex; mating projection tip. Bases 420 to 3653 code for a protein of 1077 amino acids.